UUAUUAUUGUACAAUUCUCUAAAUGCAUGAAAAAUUAUUCCUUUAAGUUGCAUUUAUUUUUAUCAAGAUCUGUUUUUGAUAAGAAUUGUAAUAUCUAUGUCAUCUGAGAGAAAUUCUGAGCUUGUGGAUGAAAUUGCUAUAGUUUCUUCAGCGAAAUGAUUGACCCAAAAUCAUUCAAUGAUUUCACACUGGAAAAUUCUAUGUCUGACAGUUUCACUCAAUGGACUAACGAUAGCUUGCAGCUUCCUCAUUCAACUUCUAUGUUAGAAAAUUCUCCGAAUUCGACUAAUGAUACGUCAGAACUACCUCACUCUGAAUGCAGAAAGAUGCCGUCUUCAAAAUUUGCGCAGUUUUUCAAAUUAAAUUCUUGGCCGUUACAUUUAGAUACAAAUAUUAAAACUGCGAGCCAUGAAAAACCACUGGAAGGAAAAAGUAGUGAUAUUGAUCCAUCAUCAGUUCUAGAUUUACUGCAGCGCGCGAUCGAAAUAUGCCUUCACACUGCAUGUGAAGAUCAUGAGUAUGAUUUAUUAAUGAGGGAUUUCGGAACUGUGGAAGUAAUACAUUUUAGGAAAAGUGGUCCAAAUUUUGCUAAGCGUAAUUUUGAUUUUCAUGUCUACGCUCCUGCAGCUUUUCGUUUUUUUCGACAAUUGUUUGGCAUAACCACAGAACGCUUUUUAACAUCUCUUUGCGAAGCACCUUUGGCUGUUAGUAAUGCAAACGGCAAGAGUGGUAGUAAGUUUUACACAACAAUGGACAGUCGGUUCAUAAUUAAAACUGUAAACCGUAAAGAUAUUGACUUUUUGAUUAAUCUCCUCCCAGGUUAUUAUCUGAAUUUGACGCAACGAAGAAAUACAUUUUUGCCGAAAUAUUUUGGAUUAUAUAGUUACGUUCGUGGUCAUAAGCAAAUAAGAUAUUUAGUGAUGAAUAACUUAUUGCCUCCAAAUAUCAGUUGUCAUGAAAAGUACGACCUGAAAGGUGCAACUUACUACAGAAGAAAAAUUUCAUACACAGAAAAUGAUAACUAUGAAAGGAAUGCUAAUGUAGCUCAUUGUAAAUUACGCGGAGUUUCAAUCACAUUCAAAGAUUUAGAUUUUCGAGAAAAAUGGCCUUUUGGAUUUUACUUGAAACAGAAAGUUUAUAAAAUGUUGAUGAGUUCCAUUGAAAAGGAUUGCAAGGUACUUGAAAGUUAUGAAAUUAUGAAUUACAGUCUUUUGCUUUUUAUUCAUAUUCCUGAUCAGAAUUCUCAAACUUUUAGAAAAAAUUCAAAAAUAUCUUCAGUGGGAAGUGUUGCAUUUCCUGAAAAUUUAGUAUCAUCGAAACUUUCUGAAGAAUUCAUUCUAAAUACGACUGGUCCUUUUGAAGCAUGCUCUAUGAGGGGUGAAAGAGUAUUCUUGUAUAUGGGUAUUAUCGAUAUCCUGCAAAGCUACCACUGGAGGAAGAAGUUAGAGCAUAGCUACAAAGCUAUCUUAUUCUCUAGUAGCAUAAUUUCAGUUAACAAACCUAAGUUUUAUUCUGAAAGAUUCCAGAAUUUUUUGAAACAACACGUGUUCAAAUGUAUUCCAGAAUGGCUACUGAUUAAAGAUAAAAAAUUGCCAGCAAGAAGACAGCAAAGGAAAAACAAAUAAAUUACUAAAAUAGAAAGGAAAUUGUUUUCCUUUGUGAAGGAAACUUCAUCGAAAUGUUUUAGUUUUAAUUUGUCAUAUAUACGAAAAUUGCAACUCUGAAUUUAUAUUUAAAGUUAUUUUACCGUAUUUUAUUACUGUAUAUAUAUUUAAAAGGUGAUAUUUGAUAAACAACUAUUGUACAGCCCUUUGAAAGUUGCAGUAUUUUAAUUCUGUAUUAGUAUAUUCUCUUGCA
This is a messenger RNA of Stegodyphus dumicola, 1857 nucleotides long. RefSeq names its product phosphatidylinositol 4-phosphate 5-kinase type-1 alpha-like. The record is from RefSeq and is a predicted model, not a curated record. NCBI's taxonomy places the organism in Eukaryota, Metazoa, Arthropoda, Arachnida, Araneae, Eresidae. Gene Ontology annotation, cellular component: plasma membrane. Gene Ontology annotation, biological process: phosphatidylinositol phosphate biosynthetic process. Gene Ontology annotation, molecular function: 1-phosphatidylinositol-4-phosphate 5-kinase activity.